Molecule: messenger RNA, 5861 nt
Organism: Astrephomene gubernaculifera
Lineage: Eukaryota; Viridiplantae; Chlorophyta; Chlorophyceae; Chlamydomonadales; Astrephomenaceae
Source: the annotation of a GenBank genome assembly
UACAGGACACUCUGGACCACAGACCGCAUCGAAUGCUAUACGAAGUACUUUAUUGGGUUUAAGGAAACAUUAUCUUGGACGGCCUGUACCAGGCAGCUUCCCUAUUGUUGCGCAAAGCAGAGUAUUCCGCUGUAACGCUGUAUAGUUCGUCUAUAAUCAACGGAGAAUGCGUUUAACCUAUCUUAUAUUGGACCCGGUUUCCCUCGAAGUGUUUUAACCGGCCGGCGAACAGCUCAGUCCAGCAUGGGUUGAUUGCCCAGAACAUGACCCCUAUCACCGACAGGAAUUGUUUAUCAUAUUAAACUUAAGCGCGCUCUAUUUAGCGACAUUGGUCAUUUCGUCGUCAUGGAAGCUCCACCAGAAGAGUACACGCUUGAAGUAUUAGCAGGAGCCAAGGAGCUAAAUGUCUCACUGGAGGAGCACCCCGAGGUGUUGGGAGUGGUGGAGGACCUGCUGCGGCCCGAGUCCCUCCCGCCCGGCUGGCAGGCGAACUUUGAUCCGGACAAGGGACGCAGGGAGUACACCAACCCUGCCACGGGUGCCGUACAGUACGAGCACCCGCUGUCGGUGUACUACCGCGGUUGCGCCUUCAUGGAGGCGGGCGGGUACGAGCGGCUGGAGCGGGCGGAGGCGGAGCAGCCGCCCACUCCGGGGGAGGUUCUCGACAUGUGCGCCUACCUGGGUGUGGACCGUUCCUCGGACGACCCCUACGUGAUGGAUGUGGGCCGGCUGGCCAUCAGCGCGCCCGUGCCCUCGCACUGGCAGCAGGAGGAGGACGAGGAGGGCAACCCGGUGUUUAUCAACACCGACACGGGCGAGUCGCAGUCCUCCCACCCGCUGGACCCCUACUUCCUGGAGCUCAUCAGCCGCAGGAGGCAGGAGCUGCAGAUCCGAGCGGACGGUGUGGGUAUCCGCUCCGCCCUCGCCGCCCGCCGCCUGGCGCGCAUAGGCGUGCCGGGUAUUACUGUCCCCCCCGAGCUGCAGGAGGGGGAGGAGGGGGCGGCGGCCAGCGGGUUCAGCCCGGUGGCGGGGUUCUCCAAGCUGCCCUCACGGAAGAGCUUCAAGCGGCGGGAGGGGGCGGCGGAGGGGGGAGGCGCGGAUGAUGCGGCGUCGGUGGCGAGCGGCGGGUUGGGGCAGUUGGUGACGAUCGAGGAGGGGGAGGACGAGGGCCGGGACGAGGGGGACGAGGCUGCCCGACAGCAACAGCAGGAGGCAGCGGAGGCGGCGGAGGAGGAGGGAGUGGAAGGAGCAGCAGCAGCAGCGGGGAAGGAGGAGGAGGGCGGCAGGGGGGCAGGUGGGGUGCCCGGCCUCUCCUCGGCGGUACUGGUGACCUCGAGUGUGGAGAGCCGCAUCAGCGAGGGGGCGCAGCAGCUGCCUCGGCCCCCCUCGGCACUGGUACUGCCGGAGGAGGAGGUGGGGCGGGAGGAGGAGCUGCAGGAGGAGACAGCGGCAGCGGCGGCAGCGAAUGAGGAGGAGGAGGAGGAGCGGGAGGAGUACGAGGAAGAUUUCGAAACGUACACCACUGAGUUCCCCACUGACCCCAACAGUCGCGCCGCCAGUCGUACGGCGAGCCGAGUCGUCGCGCGGUCGGCGAGUGGCGUCGGCGCCAAUGACGGCGCCGGCGAGCGACGGCGACCGCAGCCCACUGACCGCGGCGAGAAUAACGUCGACGACGACGAGGCUGUCGACGACGAAGACGAAUCGUCGGCGGCGGCUGCCGCAUUGAGUUCCGUUCUUCCGUCCACUAGCAACGGAGAGCGAGGGCGAGUCGGCAGUGCAGCGGCGGCGCAGAUGCUCCGAGUGACGAGCGCCCAGUCGGCGCAGACCCGUGGGUCGUCAACCCGUCAGAUCCCCAUUGAGGCGGAGGAAGCGGAAGAAGAGGAGGAAGACACGACAUUGGACGAUGCAUCGGCGGCGGCCGCCACCGCCGCCGUUGCGGCUGCUGCUGCUGCAGCAGCGGCAGCAGCAGCGAAAGCUGCAGCGUCAAGAGGCUCCUCGAAAGGGCGAGGAGGAGGAGGAACAGCAGCAGCAACAGCGGGAGCAGCGACAGCAGCAGCAGCGGAGACCUGGUCUGCCCCCCGGGUGCUGCGGAGGGUGCGGUCCUGCGGGGAGCUCGAAACCGGGCAACUCAAGAAGCGAAUGGCGGAAGCGGAUGCGUUGGGGGCUGCGGUGACGGCGGGAGGGGCGGGUGUGGCCGAGUGGGUCGCUGCCUCCACGGGGGCAAUGGGUGGGGGCGGGGCGGCGAGCCUGGCGACCACCGCUGGUACGGCACGUCUGCCGGAGAGGGAGCGGAUCCGAGUGGCUCUGCGGGCGAGGCCGCUGGCUCGGAGGGGCGAGUCGUUCGCGUGGGUGGUGGACUCGGCCAAUCGCACCGUCCGGUUGCGCGAGGGAGUGUCCACGCGCAACUCGGGUGCCGACCGCGUCUUCUCCUUCGACCUGGUGUUGGGGCCGGGUGCCUCCACUCGGCAGCUGUGGGGGGCGCAUGUGGCGGGGCUGCUGGAGGCGGCGGCAGGCGGGGUGAACGCCACGGUGUUUGCGUACGGACAAACGGGCAGCGGCAAAACCUACACCAUGUUUGGCGGCAGCGGGCUGCAGGAGGGGGUGAUCGGGCUGUCGCUGGCCUUCCUGCUCCGCACGCUGCAGGCCCAGAGGGAGCUCAAGGGGGGGGCGCUGCAGCACGGAGUCAAGCUCUCCAUGCUAGAGCUCUACAACGAGCAGCUCCGAGACCUGCUGGCGCCCCCCGGCCCCCUGGACCGACUGGGUCGCCCCUCCGCAGUGCCCCUCGCCAUCCAGGACGACCCGCGGGUCGGCGUGCGGGUCAGCGGCCUGCUGGAGCAGCAGGUGGGGGACACCGCCUCCGCCAUGGCGCUGGUGGCGGCGGGGGCGGCGGCGCGGGCGGUGGGCAGCACUGCGAUGAAUGCGGUUAGCAGCCGCAGUCACACCAUUGUACGACUGACGCUGGAGACGAGGGAGGCCUCCAGCCAGCAGCUGCUGCACAGCUCUCAGGUGUCGUUCGUGGACCUAGCAGGCAGCGAGCGGCUCACCAAGACGGGCGGCAUCGCGGGGGGAGCUCGGUUCGUGGAGGGCACCAACAUCAACAUCUCGCUGCUCAUGCUGGGGACGGUGGUGGCGCGGCUGGCGGAGGGGCGGCGGGGUGUGUUUGUGCCGUACCGCAACUCCAAGCUGACUCGGCUGCUGCAGCCUUGUCUGGGCGGGAAUGCGAGGACGGCCAUCAUUGCGGCGAUCAAUCCCUCGGGCGAGCACCUGGAGGAGACCUUCAACACGCUCCUGUUCGCCACCCGAGCCAUGGCGGUCACCAACCAGGUGUCGGUCAACACAUACGUGCGGGCCUCGGGGGCGGUGGGCGGCGCGCUGAGCGGGGCGGCGGCGGCGGCGCUGCAGCAGCAGCUGGCGGAACUGCGAGCGGAGCUGGCGGCGGCGAGGAGGGAGGGCGGGGGAGGAGGGACGCUGGGGGGUGCGGGUGGUGGUGGUGGCAUGGGGCCUGGUGCUGCUUGGACCCCCGCCCGAGGGGGAGGAGGGGGAGGAGGGGAUGGGGGUGUUGGUGUUGAGUCGGGCGUGUUGGCUGACCGGCUGGCGAGGCUGGAGGUGGAUAAGGCGAGGCUGCUGGACAGGCUAGAGGCCCUCACCGGUGUGCCCCAAGGCGACAUCUACGACGACACUCCGCCCACCCCGCCCGACCUGCAGCUCCCCCCCGCCCGCCCGCUGGGACGAGCCGGCAACGGCAACGGUAACGGUAACGGCGGUCGAGGCGGCUCGCUGCCCACCGCUGUCGCCGCGCUCCGCAGCAUCGCUCGCAUGGUGUUCAUGGGGAAGGGCGCGGGGGCGAACGGGCGGCUGCUGCCGAGGCAGGUGGAGAGCAUUCCGGCGGAGGCUGUCGUUGCGGGUGUCCGCGAGAUGCGGUCGGAGCGGGACGAGCUGCGGCGGCGCGACGCGGCUCUGCGGGCGGGGCAGGAGGCGCUGCGGGAGCGGGUGGAGCAGUUGGAGCCGCUAGGGGGGCUGGGGCAGGCGGUGCAGCAAGCGAUCGAGGUGCUGGAGAGUGCCGUGGGUCUCUCCCCGGCUGCCGACCCCUCGGCGCCCUUCAGAGGGGCGGCUGCAGCCACUGCAAACAUGACGGCAAGGCUGGCGGAGGACGUGUCCGCUGUGUUGCUGCUGCGUAACGAGCUGAGCAGCCUGCAGCGGCAGCUGGCAAGCAGUGAGGCGCUGGCGGCGGCUGCGGGUCGGCGGGCGGAGGCGGCGGAGGGGGUGCUGGCGCGGCUGGCGGCGGAGGGGGCGGCGGUGGAUGGGGGAGGGGCGGAGGAGGGGGGAGCGGGGAGGGAGGAGGAGAUACCCGACCUGAAGAAUCUGGUUGACGCGCUAGGCAACCAGCUGGAUGCCGUACGACAGGAGCUCGAGGUGUGUCGUACGGAGCUGUCCAAGUGGCGGGGGCUGGCGGAUGCGCCCCCGCCCCCUCAGGAUGUGGAGGGCGGUGAGGGGUGCGAGGAGGAGGAUGCGGACCUGUUCCUAGACGACCCCGAGGGCGGGGCGGGGGGCGGCUGCCGGGGACCCGACCCCGCGGAGUGGCAUCUGGGCAGCCACGCAAUUGCGCGGGCGCGGGAGGCGCGGGCAAAGGCUGCCGCCUUCGAGGCCCGCUUCCUGGAGAGCGAGGCGGCGAGGGAGGAGCUGAGGCAACGGCUGCAGGCCCUGGAGGCCGCUGCCGCCGCCUCGGGAGGCCGCUUCCUGCCGCCCGCUGCCGCACUGCUGGGGCCAGGAUCCGACGCCCUCACCGCCGCCGCCGUUGCCGCCGCCUCCUCCACCUCUGACGGACCCGUGGGUCGGCAGCGGUUCGAGCAGCUGAAGGCGCACGUGGCCUCCCUGGCUCGCGAGGUGGCGGCCCUGACCCGGGAGCGGGACGGACUGCUGGGGCUGGUGCUGAGGAUGCAGGGUCCCGGCGGGCUAGCCUCCCCCGACCUGCCGGCUGGCUACCCCGGGGGGCUGGGGGGCCUGGCUGGGGGCUUCAACGGGGGCGGGCUGGGUGGCCUGGGUGGCUUCAACGGCGGUCUGGCCAUGCUGAACAACCUGCUGGCUCCCGGGGGGCUGGGCGGCACUCCGGGCUUCGCGGCGGUGCCCUCGGCUGGGGACUUCGAACAGUACGGACGCAAGCUGAAGCCGCUGAAGGGCCGCCCCGCCCCGCACCGCCCACCCCACCCCUCCUCCGACCCCGACCGCCCGGACUUCAACGCACGCGAUGUCCCGCUGGAGACCAAACACCGCCUGGCUCGCCUGCAGGACCGAGCGGCUCGCCUUGACGCCGCAGCCCACCAGCAGCAACAGCAACAGCAGCAGCAACAGUUCUUUCAGCAGCAGCAGCAGUUCCUGCAGCAGCUGCAGCAGCAGCAGCAGGGGCUGGGGCUGGGGAUGGGUAUGAUGGCUGCUAUGGCCGCAGCAGGACUGGCGGGAGGAGGAGGGGGAGUGGGGGGCGGAGGAGGAGGAGGUCUCAUUCUGCCAGAGCCGGUGUUGAACGGGGCUCGUGACACGGAGGUGUAUGCGCUGAAGCGGAAGUUGGUUGCGGCGGAGAAGGCUCGAACCGAGGUGUAUACCAAGUGGCAGGCGGAGGCGAGGAACAUGCAGAUGGCGCUCAUCGCGGCCAACCGCUCCCUGAAGGAGCAGGCCAAGACGCAUGCGGCGGAGAUGCGGCAACUGGAGGUGCUGCACGAGGAGAACCUGAACGCGGUCCGCAACCAGGCAGCCGGCGCCAUCAAGGCCCUUAUGGACGAGAACACGCGACUGCGCCUCAUGCUGGCGGCCGCGGGGCAGCUGGGCAGCGCAGGCAGUGCCGCCACCGCAGCAACAAGUGCGGCGGC